Messenger RNA from Verticillium alfalfae VaMs.102, 654 nucleotides. RefSeq names its product ubiquitin. Bases 174 to 422 code for a protein of 82 amino acids. Gene Ontology annotation, biological process: regulation of proteolysis; modification-dependent protein catabolic process; protein neddylation. The transcript has 4 exons. NCBI's taxonomy places the organism in Eukaryota, Fungi, Ascomycota, Sordariomycetes, Glomerellales, Plectosphaerellaceae. The record is from RefSeq and is a predicted model, not a curated record. Gene Ontology annotation, cellular component: nucleus; cytoplasm. Gene Ontology annotation, molecular function: protein tag activity; ubiquitin protein ligase binding.
AAGUCUGGUGGAUGGUAGAGCUCCUUCUACAUAACUACCUAUUUAGCUUGCCUUCGGAUACCUUGAUACCUAGCAGGUACUUCACCGAUCAUCGACUCAGAGAAUAGUUGCGUAAGACAUCUACCUCUCUGCGUCCGUUCUACCGACUUUUUCGACCGUAGGCUGCAACCAAGAUGCUCAUCAAGGUCCGAACGCUCACGGGCAAGGAGAUUGAGCUGGACAUUGAAAAUGAAUACAAGGUCUCGCAGAUCAAGGAGAAGGUAGAGGAGAAGGAGGGAAUACCGCCGGUUCAACAGCGCCUCAUCUUCGGUGGCAAGCAGAUGGUUGACGACAAGUCAGCAUCCGAAUACGGUCUCGAGGCUGGUGCGACCCUUCAUCUUGUUCUGGCACUCCGCGGCGGAGCUGCCAUGGGCGGAAAAUAAUGCAUUCGGUCGGAUGGUCUUGAAGGUCCUGGGAAACAUAACCCACAAACAAACAUCAUGCCACUGGUAGUCCAUUUAGAGGUGAUCCUGCGUGCAACAGACCGCUACGCACACAUAAAUAAGGCCGGCGUCAUCGGGCUCGGUGUCAUGGGUAUUUACGCGGAGUCAAGAAAGUCUCAACUGUCUUGGACUGCAGGGGCUGCAUAUGGGUAAUCAUGACCAUGCCAAUCGU